Molecule: messenger RNA, 921 nt
Organism: Rattus norvegicus (Norway rat)
Lineage: Eukaryota; Metazoa; Chordata; Mammalia; Rodentia; Muridae
Gene: Vom1r108
Product: vomeronasal 1 receptor 108
Exons: 1
Coding region: 1-921 (306 amino acids)
Biological process (GO): sensory perception of chemical stimulus; signal transduction; G protein-coupled receptor signaling pathway
Cellular component (GO): plasma membrane; membrane
Molecular function (GO): pheromone receptor activity; G protein-coupled receptor activity
Source: RefSeq, marked validated
AUGAGAAUGGCAUCUGGACACUUUGCAAUGGGAAUUUUUCUCUUCUCCCAGAUUACAUUGGGAAUGCUUGGCAAUUCCUCAAUAUUAUUUCAUUACAUCUUUUUGAUGUUCACUAGAAAACACUUAAUGCCCAAAGACCUGAUUUUAAAGCACUUGACUUUUGCCAACUCUUUGUCUAUCAUCUCAAGAGGCAUUCCACGGGCCAUGUCAGAUUGUGGAUUUAAGUAUUUUCUGGAUGAUAUUGGAUGUAAAUUGAUUGUGUAUAUAUGCCGAAUAACAAGGGGAAUGUCCCUUUAUGCAAUGUGCCUACUCAGUUGCUUCCAGGCAAUCACUAUCAACCAGAGCAACUCCAAGUGUUUGACACUUAAGCACAGAACCACCAAGUACAUUGGUUCCUGCUGCUCAGUCAGUUGGCUUGUGCAACUCUUUCUAAACAUCUUGACUCCAACAAGAGUGUCAGGCCCCAUUUACAACAAAAAUGUAACUAACAUGAUGAGUUAUGGAUACUGCUCAUGGAUUGCUUCAGGCAAUAUGGCAACUGCAGUUUAUGUGUUAUUACUGUGCUUCUCUGAUGCUGUGUGUCUGGGUCUCAUGGCCUGCUCAAGUGUCUCCAUGGUUAGUAUUCUCUACAGACAUAAGAGACAAGUCAAACAUAUCCACAGUGCUCAGCACCUUAUAAAAGACUCUCCUGAGGACAGAGCCACACAAACUAUCCUCAUUCUAAUGUGCACAUUUGUCCUUUCUUACUCAUUCUCCUCCAUAGUGGUCAUCUUUACAACCUACUCCAAAUAUCCAAUGCUAUGGGGGGUAAGUGUAAUUACAUUCGUAGAAAUAUGCUUUCCCAUAUUUUGCCCCUUUGUUAUCAUCAGCAAUAUGAACACUAUUUCCAGUCCAUUUUUACCCUGCUUUGGUAAGCCAUAG